CGGGAGCUGCGCUGGCCAGGGGUUCCGGCUGUAUUUCUAUGAGCGCAGCCGGCAGCCGUGGAGCUGCGGGAACCGGACACCGGGCGAGCUGGACCGCUGGAGUCAACGAGCGCAGGUUAAUUUGAAUGCAAGAUCAGAUCUGAUUGGCCCAACUGUUCAACUCUUCAAGGAAAAACCACAUUCUCUGUGAGAAGAAUAACGACAUAGAUCAAGAUGAAUGCCAUGCUGGAGACCCCUGAACUCCCCGCUGUGUUUGAUGGGGUGAAGCUAGCCGCCGUAGCUGCUGUUCUGUAUGUCAUCGUGCGGUGUUUGAACCUGAAGAGCCCCACUGCUCCUCCCGACCUUUACUUCCAGGACUCCGGUCUCUCACGCUUCCUGCUCAAAUCCUGUCCUCUUCUGACCAAAGAAUACAUCCCACCGCUGAUCUGGGGGAAGAGUGGACAUAUCCAGACAGCCUUGUAUGGGAAGAUGGGAAGGGUGAGGUCCCCACACCCUUACGGGCACCGCAAGUUCAUCACCAUGGCUGACGGAGCCACCUCCACAUUCGAUCUCUUCGAGCCCUUGGCUGAGCACUGUGUUGGAGAUGACAUCACCAUGGUCAUCUGUCCUGGAAUUGCCAAUCACAGUGAGAAGCAGUAUAUCCGAACCUUUGUUGACUAUGCCCAGAAAAAUGGCUACCGGUGUGCAGUGCUAAACCACCUGGGAGCCCUGCCCAACAUUGAGCUGACAUCCCCUCGGAUGUUCACCUAUGGCUGCACGUGGGAAUUUGGAGCCAUGGUGAACUACAUCAAGAAGACAUAUCCCCAGACCCAGCUGGUCGUCGUGGGCUUCAGCCUGGGUGGUAACAUUGUGUGCAAAUACCUGGGGGAGACGCAGGCAAACCAGGAAAAGGUCCUGUGCUGUGUCAGUGUGUGCCAGGGGUACAGUGCGCUAAGGGCCCAGGAGACCUUCAUGCAGUGGGACCAGUGUCGACGAUUCUACAAUUUCCUCAUGGCUGACAACAUGAAGAAGAUCAUCCUGUCUCACAGACAAGCUCUUUUUGGAGACCAUGUUAAGAAACCCCAGAGCCUGGAGGACACAGACUUGAGCCGGCUGUACACCGCAACAUCCCUGAUGCAGAUUGAUGACAAUGUGAUGAGAAAGUUCCAUGGCUAUAACUCCCUGAAGGAAUAUUAUGAGGAAGAAAGCUGCAUGAGAUACCUGCACAGGAUAUAUGUGCCUCUUAUGCUGGUGAAUGCAGCUGACGACCCCUUGGUGCACGAAAGCCUUCUAAACAUUCCAAAGUCUCUCUCAGAGAAACGGGAGAAUGUCAUGUUUGUGCUGCCUCUGCACGGGGGCCACCUGGGCUUCUUCGAGGGCUCCGUGCUGUUCCCUGAGCCACUGACAUGGAUGGAUAAGCUCGUGGUGGAAUAUGCCAAUGCCAUUUGCCAAUGGGAAAGGAAUAAGUCCCAGUGCUCAGACACGGAGCAGGUGGAGGCUGAGUUAGAAUGAGGCCUCUGGACUCUGGCGUGUUCCCGUAGCCCUCCUCUGGAACCCACGGCUGUUUCAGGUCUCUCCUAUCCCUCAGUGACCUGGAUCUGACCUCAUACCAUCAGUGGGGGCCACCCAUCAUGCAACCUGUCUCAAGUAGGCAGCUCUCCCUGGGAGCUCCAGGCUAUUUUUGUGCUUAGUUAUGGGUUUUCUCCAUUACAUUGUUAGCCAUGGUGACAAGCUACAAGAUUCUUACCUUUCUGUCCAGUUUCAGUAUCUGAUUGCUUUCAUGCCAGUUAAAUCUAGUUUUCCUACUAAGGAACACAUCUGAACUUCAGUUUCGCUUUGCCAAUCAAAAGGCCUUUCCCUGAUAACCAUGAAGGAUGUAUGUCACUUUGUGACAGUUGUAUGUGCCCUUGUAGAGUCCCCAACAAGAAGUCAGCAUCUCUGACCAAUGCUGAAGAAAUGACUCAGCUUUGAGAGCCUGGGAGCCUGGGGCCUCCUGGGCCUGAGUUUUGCCUCCAAAACAAAGGAGAUUCCCUGAGUCUAAAGCCAAUUCCUUCUCACCAUCUCCCAAGACACCUUCCUCCCACCUUGCUGCUGCUGAGAGUUGCAUGGGACACUUGUCUAAAAAUUCAGCCUCCCAGAUCCCUCCCCUGGGAGAUGCUGACUUGGUGGGUUUGGGAAGGGGUCUGGGGAUUUUAAUUUUUAACAAGUGCCCCAGGGAAUUCUCAUCACCCAGCAAACUGAAGGAAGCACCAUACUACAGCACCUUUAAAUAGAAAUGUCUCCAAAGCAGGAGGGCCUGUUGUAUGACUGCCUUUGUGUGAUCUUAGUGUGGUGUCCCUAAAAGGGAGAAGGUGUGUGGGCUUAGCCCUAGCUCUGUUUCUCCCCAGGUGUAUGACCCUGGACAAAUCCCUUUGGACUUGACUUUCUUCCCUUGCUAAAUGGAGGGCUUGGACCAGGUAGACUGCUGAGGUGACCACCAGUUCUAAAGUUCAGUGACAAAUUCAGUGUACUGAGGUCUGAGAGAACAUCCCUCUGGGGGUGCCUGGGAAUCUGUCUUCCCAGGCUGAGCAUGCAAAUGCCAGGACUUGCAAUGUUCCCCUCUCCCCAUUUAAUAUAAAGAGAUUUCAGAGUCUUAAUCACUCACUUGUCAUUUUAGUUUUUCAUCCCAGGGUCCGCCUAACUCUGGGUUUUGAUACCAAACGAUUCAAAAGUUGGAUCUGAGUUUGAGGAAAUGUAUGUCCACCUGAGAGGAAAGGGUGUUCUUUUGAAGCCGGUUUGUAACUAAAUAGCCUCCGGAUUGUCUGUUGGGUAGAUCUUUCUAAGAUGUCUUCUGUAGUGGACACGCCACUCUAGGCUUCAAGUACUCUUCUGGAAUUCAUGUGGUACUUGAAUCCCUAAGAACCUGCACUUUGAAAAAUCAGCAGUUGCUCUCAAAUUAGAUGAAACUAUAGGUGAAUUGCCUGGAUACUGUUUAAAAAACAUUUUUUUUCAUUGCUUCAUCUCCUUUGGCUCCAGGACAGACUGAAGUAUAGUACUGGGUCUGUACAGAUAUUUAAGGAGCCACCUGUGCACCCUAAUGCCAAUCCUCAGGGCCCCAGGUGGGAUAGAGAGUGUGGGCAUUGGCCCAAGAGACUGUGACAGGAACGUUUGUGAAUUGAAGAACUGUUUUCUGACAAUCACUAGAUCAUCCCAUAACAUCAUACAUGGACAUUCUCCCAGAAAACUGGGGUUUCCAGUUUGCUUUGCUGUUAUUUCUUCACACUUACCAAAUUCUGUCACUGUGCCCCUCCCAUGGUUGUCAUUUCUCUGUUGCAUGUCUUUUUUUUUUUUUAUGUUCUCUUAGCACAAAUUGGCACUUUAUCAUCCAUCCCUCAACUUGGAAGCUAAUCCUUCUCCGUCAGUUUCCCUCCACCCAACCACAGCUAUUAGAAGACUCACAUAGUUCCUGCUGCUGCCUUUAUCCCUGAAGACUUUUAAAGAAAGCAAUAAGGGGAUAGAGUUGAGGCACCAUCCCUAGAAGUAAGCAUCUCCCUUCGUUUGCCUGAGAUCAUCUCUUUCCGAGCUUGGGCACCACCUGCUUCAGAGAGAAGUCAGCCCUAUGGUCACACUUAGGAGGAGGUGGGAGACUGUCCAGGGAGCCUGGUCUUUACAGCGGUCCUGGAGGCCCACCAAGGAGAGGCAGCACUGGGGCACAGGCUUUGUUGCUACACUACUGGUACUCUGGCCCCUAGGACUGGGGGAGGGGACAUGUGCCAGCUGAAACCUCCUUGGUGUGUGCUCUGAAUGGCACUGGCGUCCCCAUUUUGCUUCACAUGAAAUCAACUGAAGCUCUUUAUUCAAGCUUCGGGCGGGCUCUCAGACAUGGAAAUGAGACUGUGACCAUGGCAGUCUGACAGGAAAAUUCUUGUUUGACCCUGAAUGAGAGCACAGAGGCAUGAAUGUGGAGGAGCCAGCUUGUCUAAUGAAUGAGGAAACAGCCCUUUAUGUAGGUCAGCCUCUUUCCUUCCUCUGGGCUUCCUUGCUUUCUUCCCAAAGUCAUCCAUUCCUGAUAGCAAUGUGAAUUGUCUGUUGGCUAUCAAGGGCUUACUUGAACCAAAGGCCAAAUUUUUAGAGAACAUUUUAAUGUUCUAAAAAAUUGAGGACAUAAAUUAUAUGGAUCUAGACCAUUCUAUGGCAAGAAUAACAUUAAAACCCAAGUGAGGAAUGCAUCCACAUUACUCUAGCUGUGUCCCCUGCCUCUCACAUAAGUGGAAGACAUUGUCUUCGGUCAAAUUAGGGUAACCUAGCUUGAAAAAAAGAUAAUCAAGACUGUGUAGUUAGCAGGGAGUUUCCCCAACUGCAAUGACUUUGCAUCAUCCAUCCCUGGGCCGAAUGAAGGUGGGAAGUUUGUCGUGCUGUCCAUAUUCUUUUCAUUUCUGUAGUGUCUUACAGUUGUAGGGAACCUUAGGAGCUACUGAAGUGUUCCUGAAAGGCAAGUCUUCCUUUAUCCCCAUGGCGUUUCAUACCCAGGGUCAGGAGGCCUGUCUUCUCGUCCCCCCUGGCUCUCACUUUGGACCCGAGCAAGUCACUGCCCCUUUCUGAACCUGUUACCUCAUCCUACAUCACCUCUGAGACUGUUUCAUCCACUUACUGAUCAUUUGCCCAGUCAUUGCUAAGUGUUUGAAGGUAGAAACAGGUGAAUCAAGACCCAUCAGCUCAUCUUGAGAGGACUUGGAGAGGGAGAGGAGGAGCGUGCGCGUUCAGCUUUUCCUAGUUAGGACUCUGGAUGGAAUCCAAAGCCAUCUUUGGCCUCUCUUUCUUGUCUUCACCAUUAAGACAAUUUCCUUGCUGUUCUGAGGGUGGUCCUGUGACCGUGGCAGGUGAGGGCCACCGGUAAUAAGGAAAGUACCUCCGGCCUUCAGUGUGACCAGGCAAAGCAUGGACAGUUGCCAGGACAGAGUCCUUCCUAUACAGGCUCAUUCUGAACCCAGGCUGCACUCUGUGGCUGAGCCUUCUGGGUAGCUGUGCUUAUAUGGCUGGCAUCCGGAUGAGAGCUCUCUUUGUAAGUGGCUGACUUGAAGGAGAGUUUGCCAGCUCCCGGGAUACAGUACGUGUGUUCUUGUUUGUGUUUGCCCCGGAAGCAGGUGCUAGAGAUGUGAGAGGCUUUUCUUUUCCCGUGGCCUUGAUCCUGACUUAGAGUGACAGUUUUAAAAGAAGAAGAAAAAGGAAAAGCAAAAGCAAAAACAAAAACAUGUGGAGUUGGAGGAAGUCCUGGGGUUUCCUCCUUGAGAUACACAGGAAAGUUGUUAGGAAGCAUGUCACUUCAGCAUCCUGUCACCGUGUUUCAUCUGGAAUUGUUUUCCUUACCUUACCCAGAAAGCCUUAACUUGCCUCUAGAAAAUCCCCUGGUAUGACCACAUUGUGGCAUAAGAAUUCAAACUCUUCUACUAUGAAAGUUUGAGGCAAAGCCACAGCCAAACCAGAGAAUUUCCUCAGGUGGCCCAGAGGCUCCUGUGAUGUCACCUCCACCUCUCACCCCCAACAACAUGAGUGGUCUGGAAUAGCCCUGUCACCUGUCGUCUUUGCCUUACUCUUCUCAAAGCCACUUUGGAUCACCCAGAUGCUUCCAGAAGGGGCCUGCUUGGCACUCAGACACCAAGUAGUUGAGAACCAGGUUUCUUCCACCUGGUAUCUAAGCAAAGGACAGUAUCCCCUCUUCAUAAACUAGGAUGGUUUUUCCUAAACUCUAUUUACAGCUAAGGACACAGGAACAGGCCCCUGCUGGCUAACCGAACGGCAUCGAGAGCAAAGGCUGCCCCGCCAGCCUGUCUCUGCUGCCUCCAGGUGCUUUGCUACAGCCCAGCAUCCUCUGGUAGUGGUCCUUAGAGACAGGCCACACAGUCCAGCUAGCCAACAGUCCCCAGACAUCCAGAACAUAGACAGCUGUCCCUUUUGGAAAAGUCCGUCCUUCAUGUUUUCCAACUGUCUUCCUAGCAUGUGUGUAGUUAGAGCUUUCACCGAUGCCUAAUAAAGAAGCUGAAAUUAAUUACUAAUCAGUAGGUUAAAUCCAGAACCCUGAGUCUCGUGAAAGUCCUCAGCCUUUAACUAGACUCCUGUCAAUUAGUAACAAAAUCCAUAACCUUCCAUCUCCCCAUUCCUGGUCCCCUUUAGCCAAGUAAUCUUCUAUUGCCAUAAACUGGGGACAGGCCACUUCUGGCGCCUGCAGAAGUGCCCUUCGUCUCAGUGGGCAUUCUGCCCCCAAACCACACACACAGAGCAGUCAACAUCACCUAAAAAAAAAAAAUUGCCAACCUCCUUGGUCCUCCAGGGCCAACCACUGCUCUCUCAGGCUGCUCUCAUGAGGGAACCCAGUUCCUGGCUACAGGAGCUAGACUCACUUUGGUCUUCAUUUUGGCCUCUUUAGUUUUCCUAAAGCACAAGUCCGUGUAGAAUUCUGUCACCUCCCCAUCCCAACACCUGUUCCAGGUGACCUGGAUCUCUCCUGCAGCCUCAGAGACCUUCACUGGACCUGAGCUUGCAACUUCCCCCACUGCUGCUGCCUUAGUGACCCUGGGCUGGGGCCAGGGAGGAGGCCAGUUUGCCUCCCUCCUUUUCCUAGGUAAACUCCAACCAACCACAGUCUUAAGUUGGCAGAUCUGCUUCCAGAUUGAUUUUUCAGAACCAUCACUUUUACAUUCCUGAUUCUAGUUCAUUUUGCUUUGCUCUCUCUCUCUCUCUCUCUCUCUCUCUGGGUUUUUAGGCAACUCCAGAUGCUGCCCCGGAAAUACUGUAUCUCGGAGUCCGUGCUCUGAAAGCCCCUGCCUGUGCUGCUCUGUCCUUUGACUCCUCAGCACAGGCAUUUCAGACUUGCAAUUAGCAAUGCAACUUUUUCUAAACACGAGGAUAUUUACCUUUAUUAAGAAAUUAUACUAAACAAUGGCGUCCUUGAGUGUUUUAUGUUCUCACAUUACUUUUGAUUCUACUUUGAUUCUGUGUGGUGGUGAAAGAUCAUUACAAACAAAAACUGUAAUUUUGUUAUCUUUGACUCAAUGGAAUUUCUUUACUUAAAAAAAAAUAAAGACUAAAAAAUGUA
Cricetulus griseus (Chinese hamster) is the source of this 7051-nucleotide messenger RNA. NCBI's taxonomy places the organism in Eukaryota, Metazoa, Chordata, Mammalia, Rodentia, Cricetidae. The record is from RefSeq and is a predicted model, not a curated record.